AUGCCGACCGAUAUAACCACUCCUGUUGGUUUGGCUGUGCCGACCACGAAACCUCAAACGGGCUCCCCAGAAGUGGCCCAAGAUAAGACUCACACGCCAUCGCAAAGGUAUCUGUCUACCAGAGGAGGCUCUUAUGGCCUCUCCUUCGAGGAAGUCGUCUUGAAAGGUCUCGCAGCUGAUGGCGGCCUUUUCAUCCCCGAAGAGAUCCCCACACUUCCCCAGGACUGGCAAUCGAAAUGGCAGAGCCUCUCCUUCUCCCAGCUAGCCCUCGAAAUUCUCUCCCUAUACAUCUCUCCCUCCGAAAUCCCACGCGCAGAUCUGAAAAAGAUCAUUGAUGCCAGCUACUCCACCUUCCGAGCCCCAGAAACAACCCCCCUCGUCUCGCUCAACGAAAAGGACAAUUUAUAUCUACUCGAGCUUUUCCACGGCCCAACAUUUGCGUUCAAAGAUGUCGCCCUACAAUUCCUAGGAAACCUCUUUGAAUACUUCCUCGUCAGGAGGAAUAAGGGCAAAUCCGGAAAGGAUAGACACCACCUCACCGUUGUGGGAGCAACUAGUGGUGACACUGGAUCUGCUGCAAUCUACGGCUUGAGAGGCAAAAGAGAUAUAUCGGUCUUUAUCCUCCAUCCCAAGGGAAGAGUCAGCCCUAUACAAGAGGCACAGAUGACUACAGUCCUCGACGCCAAUGUGCACAAUUUAGCCGUUGAGGGAACUUUUGAUGACUGCCAAGAUACCGUCAAAGCCCUCUUCGCCGACCCUGCAAUCAAUGAGACCCUGAGGUUAGGGGCAGUUAACUCGAUUAAUUUUGCAAGAAUAUUAGCACAAACGACAUACUACUUCUACGCAUAUUUUACGCUCCUCAAAUCCGAGUCAUAUAAACCAGAUCAUAAAAUACGCUUCGUGGUGCCCAGUGGAAAUUUUGGGGAUAUCCUAGCUGGCUACUUUACUAAGCGGAUGGGGUUGCCAAUUGACACGCUCGUGGUUGCGACGAAUGAGAACGAUAUCCUGGAUCGAUUCUGGAAGACGGGGCGUUAUGAGAAGAACGCCGUCCACGGAGCCGAAGCACAAGGCGGCAUUCCAGCAGAUGGAGUUAAAGCCCAUGAAGAUGGCGUGAAGGAAACAUUAAGUCCGGCGAUGGACAUCCUCGUAUCCAGCAAUUUCGAACGGCUGCUCUGGUUCUUGGCAUAUGAGUAUGCUGCUCAUACAGGAUUCGAUGAUGAAUGGAAUAAGAAGCAAGCGGGCCAAGAAGUUGAGUCGUGGCUGAAACUGCUUAAGUCGAAUGGAGGAUUUAAUGUUCCUUCGGAGGUUUUGGAUAUAGCACGAAGAGACUUCGAUAGUGAGCGAGUUAGCGAUUCGCAGACCAUCGAGACAAUUAAGCAGUUCUACGCUAACCCACAAACAAAUGGGGCUGCGGGUGCUGCUUCGAAGGGCGGGUAUAUACUAGACCCUCACUCUGCCAUUGGAGUCGCAGCUGCACUACGAUCCAUGGAAAGAGCAUCUCCUUCACAAACAUAUCACAUCUCACUUGCAACGGCACAUCCAGCUAAGUUUGCGAACGCAGUUGACCUUGCAUUGAAGGAUGAGCAAGGGUACAGCUUCGACACUGUGCUCCCUGCAGAGUUUGUUGGCUUAGAAAAGAAGGAGAGGAGAGUGAGAUCGGUACCUAGAGGGGCGGGGUGGGAAGGUGUUAGAACAAUUGUGCUAGAGGAGGUUGAGGCGGAGUUGAAGGGCGCUCAAUGA
Molecule: messenger RNA, 1740 nt
Organism: Venustampulla echinocandica
Lineage: Eukaryota; Fungi; Ascomycota; Leotiomycetes; Helotiales; Pleuroascaceae
Product: putative threonine synthase
Exons: 3
Coding region: 1-1740 (579 amino acids)
Biological process (GO): L-threonine biosynthetic process
Molecular function (GO): threonine synthase activity; pyridoxal phosphate binding
Source: RefSeq, a predicted model, not a curated record